AUGGACGACGACGAGGCGUUCCUGUACGGGAACGACACGCCCGCUGCGCCUGUUGCGCCGGUGGCCGAGCCUAGCGCGCCGGAAUCGGCGCCCACACCCCAGCCUGCGGCGCCGGCCGCGGCCGAUGAGGAGGAGGACGAGGGGAUGGAAGACAGCGACGAAUCGGAUAUUGAGUUCAUUAUCGAUCCCAAUGCACCCGCCGUACCCCCGCCGCGCUCUGCAACCUAUGCACCGACGCAGCCGCAGUCGAGCCCUAGCAAGGCGGCCGACGCGCCGGCUGCGGCGCCGGUUGCACCAGCGCCUGCCGAGCCAGUGCCGGUGCCCAGUACGCCUGCCCCUGCCACGGAGCCGAUCGCGCCAAAGCCCGUGCCUGUGGCCGCGCCUGUGCCUGUGCAGUCUACCGCAGACCUUCCGCCCGAAGGGCCUGCCGUGCCCGCCGCAUCGACCGCGCCUGAACUCAACUUGGAGCCGAGCGCGUCUGCUUUGCAAUACCCGCCCACCGAGCCGGUAUACGACGCGGUACCCGGCCAGGACCAAAACCCUCUGACUAUAUACCAAGUCGACAUUGACUCUCUGCCAGAAAAACCGUGGCGUCGGCCUGGCGCAAACAUGAGCGACUGGUUCAACUACGGCUUUGACGAGACGACCUGGGCCAUGUGGUGUGCGCAAAAGAACCGCAUGGACCAGACGCGCACCGAUUUCACUACAAUCCUCAAGGACGGUGCGCCAGAUGCCAGCGCGGACGCGCCCUACGCGCCGCCUGACGUGCAAGACGAUGCCCAGAACCCCAUGGCGAACCUCACCGCGAUGUUUGCGCCGGGCAUGAUGGGCAUGCCCGGCAUGCAGUGGCCAAUGAUGCAAGGCAUGAUGCCCGGUGCACCUGAUGCGCCCGACGCGAUGGGCAUGAUGGGCAUGCCUCCCCAAGGCGAAGGCGACGCGGCGAAUAUGCCGAGCGGGUGGACCGGCGGCCAUCCCCUUCCCCCCGCGCCCCAAUUUGCGCAGGAAGAUGCGCGGGGGACCGAUAGCGACAGCCGCGACGCACACGGCCGCUCGCGCCGCGACCGCGGGCCCCGCUCGGGGUCACGACGCGACCGUCGGCGCCACGACGACCGCUCCGAGGAGGAUGAUGCGUACGCGCCUGAGCACCAUCCGAGUGCCCCUCGCCGCGACCGGUAUAGUGACCGGGAUGCCGAGGCGCUUGACUACGGCUCGCACGCCCCCCACGACGACGAUCGCCGGCACCGUCGUUCGCCGGCACGUCACGACGACGACCGGCACCACGACGACGCGCCGCGCGGCUCGCGUGACCGCCCUAGCCGCCGCGAACGCGACCGCCAUCGCUCCGACCGUCGCGCAGGCCGUGGCGGCCAGAAACGCGGCGCGCCAGAAGGCGACGACCACGGCGAUUACGCCGCGAAGCGCUUCCACGGCGGCCGUCCAUAG
Malassezia japonica is the source of this 1443-nucleotide messenger RNA. It is a transcript of the gene FIP1, whose product is annotated as cleavage polyadenylation factor subunit fip1. The coding region runs from base 1 to 1443 and encodes 480 amino acids. The transcript is spliced from 2 exons. The record is from RefSeq and is a predicted model, not a curated record. Lineage: Eukaryota; Fungi; Basidiomycota; Malasseziomycetes; Malasseziales; Malasseziaceae. Gene Ontology annotation, cellular component: mRNA cleavage and polyadenylation specificity factor complex.